Messenger RNA from Balearica regulorum gibbericeps (East African grey crowned-crane), 784 nucleotides. Lineage: Eukaryota; Metazoa; Chordata; Aves; Gruiformes; Gruidae. The record is from the annotation of a RefSeq genome assembly.
AUGGCCCACCAAGCGCACUCCUACCACAUAGUAGACCCAAGCCCCUGACCCAUUUUCGGUGCAGCUGCCGCCCUACUCACAACCUCAGGAUUAAUCAUAUGAUUCCACCACAACUCCUCACAACUCCUAGGCCUAGGCCUACUCUCCAUAAUCUUAAUUAUAAUUCAAUGGUGACGGGAUAUCGUACGAGAAAGUACGUUCCAAGGUCACCAUACUCCUCCAGUUCAAAAAGGCCUACGAUACGGAAUAAUCCUAUUCAUCACAUCCGAAGCCUUUUUUUUCCUGGGCUUCUUCUGGGCAUUCUUCCACUCUAGCCUAGUUCCCACCCCAGAGCUAGGAGGACACUGACCCCCAACAGGCAUUCAACCCCUUAACCCACUAGAAGUUCCCCUGUUAAACACAGCCAUCCUACUAGCCUCAGGCGUCACCGUAACAUGAGCCCACCAUAGCAUCACAGAAGGAAACCGAAAACAAGCCAUCCACGCACUAACUCUAACAAUCUUACUAGGGUUCUACUUCACAGCACUUCAAGCAAUAGAAUACCACGAAGCACCAUUCUCAAUCGCUGACGGCGUAUAUGGCUCAACCUUCUUCGUUGCUACAGGAUUCCACGGACUCCACGUAAUCAUCGGAUCCUCCUUCCUAUCAGUCUGCCUCCUACGACUAAUCAAAUUCCACUUCACCUCAAACCACCACUUCGGAUUCGAAGCAGCAGCCUGAUACUGACACUUCGUAGACGUUAUCUGAUUAUUCCUCUAUAUAACCAUCUACUGAUGAGGGUCAU